Molecule: messenger RNA, 415 nt
Organism: Hyla sarda
Lineage: Eukaryota; Metazoa; Chordata; Amphibia; Anura; Hylidae
Product: vitellogenin-A2-like
Exons: 6
Coding region: 86-415 (109 amino acids)
Source: RefSeq, a predicted model, not a curated record
GCCAUAUGCCUGAAGGCUUCCAACGUAAAUUUUGAGGUUUUCUGGACAAUUUAUUACGAAAAUACGGACACCUUGGAAAACCAUUAUGAAGAUGAUUGUACAAGAGGAAUCAUCCCCCUCAUCAUCGGAUGAAAACGACAUGGGGCGAAGGCCUGCCAGAUCCACAGCGAGUCCACAUCAACAUAGGAGCAAGGAAAGCUCUGGAACUAGGUCCAGAAUGUCCCAAUCAAAAAAGAAACAUUUUCCAGAAAGGAGGGAAACAUCUGAGGAACACAGUGACCAUACAAGUAGCCCAAGUCCACAUCAACAUAGGAGCAAGGAAAGCUCAGGCACUGUGUCCAAAAAGUCCCAAUCAAAAAAGAAACAUGUUCCAGAAAGAAGGGAAACAUCUGAGGAACACAGUGACAAGAGAUGA